AUGCCGCUGGACGGGCGGCCCGCGCCCCGCUGGGACAUCAACGACCCCCAGAUGCCGCAGGGGCCGCUGCCCUUCGACCGCUUCUGCGAGUGGCCCGACGGCCACGUGCGCCUGGUCUACCCGGGCGACGAGCGGCGCGCGCAGCGCCACCUGAGCGGCUGGGCCAUGCGCAACACCAACAACCACAACGGCCGCGUGCUCAAGAAGUCGUGCCUGGGCGUGGUGCUGUGCGCGCGGGGCUGCGCGGGCCCCGCCGGGCCCCUCCGCCUGCGGCCGGCCAUCUGCGACAAGGCGCGGCGCAAGCAGCAGCGGAAAACCUGUCCCAAUUGCCAUUCGGCCCUGGAGCUGGUCCCCUGCAGAGGGCACAGCGGCUACCCUGUCACCAACUUCUGGCGGCUGGAAGGCAACGCGAUAUUCUUUCAGGCGAAGGGGGUCCACGACCACCCAAGACCAGAGAGUAAGUCAGAGACGGAGGCACGGAGAAGCGCCGUCAGGAGACAGGUGAACCCUUUGCAGCAGCCCCAGAAAAGGAGGCUCCGGGAGCCCGAGGCGGGAGAGAGUCACGACACCGGUGCCCGGCUCGUCCACAUGCCGCCCCCGGCAGCCCCAGGAACCUUCGACGCCUCGCCCGGGCCCAGCUGCCCUUUCCUGGACGUGGACACUUGCAGCCUUCCCUGCGGCCUGGCCCUGCGGGGACGCCCGGGGCUGCCCCUGCAGAGACCCUCGGUCCCGGGGCCCUGCCCAGCCCGGCCACCCUGCAGCUAUGGCCUGGCAGCCGCUGGGCAUGUGCACUCCGGCCCCCGGCCCACCCUUCGAAGAGACGGCGGCCGGGCACCCCCGGACUCGGGCUGGGAGCCCCCGGCCGUGUGCCAGCACAGCCUGCACUGGGGCUCCGGCAGGAGGCAGCCCGGCCCGUGGCCAGCUCUGGACCCCCCGGCCCAGCUCCUGGAAGGGGCCCCCGGCCCCCCCUGCACCCCAGAGCUGCCUUGCAGGUACCUCGCGCCUCCCGUGGCUGCCGGGGCUCCGGCCCUGCACACCGUGAUCACCACGACCACCAAAGUGUGCUACCCGCCCCCUGUGCUGCCACACUGUGACCAGGCGUGGGAGGCUUCCGGAAACUUCUCUCCAGAAGCCCUGGAACUUGCAGCUCCCCUCUCCGGGGUGGCCUCGCCCUCGGGGUCACUGCCAGGGAAAGGGCCGGGAGAGCGCCAGGCCUUCAGGCCCACCCUGGCCCCUCCCCAGGAGAUGGCCCCCUGCAGGAAAGAGGGGCCGGGGGCCUGGGAUGUGGGCAUGUGGGGCCCGGGGCCCGCGGCGGGCCCCCCCGAUGGAGUCAGCCCGUUCUUCAGCUGGACCGGCGAGGAAUUCUGA
Messenger RNA from Sorex araneus (European shrew), 1368 nucleotides. RefSeq names its product glial cells missing transcription factor 2 (gene GCM2). Gene Ontology annotation, cellular component: nucleus. Gene Ontology annotation, molecular function: RNA polymerase II cis-regulatory region sequence-specific DNA binding; DNA-binding transcription activator activity, RNA polymerase II-specific. Gene Ontology annotation, biological process: gliogenesis; regulation of transcription by RNA polymerase II. The record is from RefSeq and is a predicted model, not a curated record. Lineage: Eukaryota; Metazoa; Chordata; Mammalia; Eulipotyphla; Soricidae. The transcript has 5 exons. The coding region runs from base 1 to 1368 and encodes 455 amino acids.